GCAUUCCUGAAUGUUUUGAUUUGCGCUUGUUUGCGCUCCGCCCUCGCGCACCCCGCCCAUAAUGGCUGUCAAUCGCCAGCAGGCGCGAUUAAUAUAUUUCUUCAUAUAAAUCUUAUUCUUGUGUAACGUACGAUAUAAAAAUAAAAAAUAGUAUUUUUGUAUUACGUCGGCACUACGUACUUAAACUCUGUUGCUUCGUUUGUCUAAAUAUGUGAUAACAUAGCAAUUUUUGACGAUUUAUGGUGAUAACAGUGUGUUUAUUUUCACAAAAAAUUAAAUUAAAUAGUCAAGAAGACACAAAUUUAAAUAGCUGUUUAUGUUUCCCUAAUUUAGAGAAGCUCGGGUAAGUUCUUUUUUACAAAUAAAAAUACCUUAGCUAUGUAUUGUCACGAAAGAGUAAUAAAUUCACUGAAAACUUUUUAUUCUUAGGGCAAUGGUUAUGUACCCAAAAUCUAAUAUAAACUAAUCGAGUUUGGCCAAAGGUGACUAUAGAGCUACCUAGGAGCAAACUGCUUAAAGUGAUGGCACUCAAUGGAUUUGCGUUAAAUUAGUAAGGUGUCGCCUCAGGCAGGUUCACGACAGCAAAUAAGCCAGAUAAGCUCAGAUGCAUUUCUGGAUAGAUAAACGAAGCCAGUGUGCAUACAGUGGCCGCCACCGCGUGCCCUCCUCUUUAUCUGCUGGGCGAUCGCGCGGGCGCGUGUGCGUGGGCGCGGUGGGCGGGCGCAAGGGCAUGGCAGCGCCGGUGCAUCGGUUCGCGGCCGUCGACUGCCCGCCGCGCCGCCCGCAUCGCUCGCAUCGACACUAUGGGCCCCCACCAAUGCCGUCUGUGCACUCCAGCCGGCGCCAGAACGAAGACACCAGCUUGUAUGUGGAGGUGCCCCCGGAGCCCCCGCAGCCGACUAUCGCGAGCCUCGCGGCCGCUCGGAGCGUCACACCCGAUACGCUAUUGCGAACCGCAGCCCUAGGGCUCCACCACUCUCCGAUGAUGGCGCCACACCUCAAGUUCGGCAUGCUCGUGUCGUUCGCACUGGCCACUGUGUUCUUGGCCGGCGCCAAGUAUUAUUUCGACAGACAGGUGGUCCGCGACAACUCCCAAAGCGGCGAAGCGGGUGUCGUGUGCGCCGCCGUGGCGUGCGUGUGCGGGGUGGGGUGUGCGCUGUCACUGUGCCGCAGCAAGCCCGCCUCCCCCGCGCCGCUCCCCCCCGACAGGGUGUCCUCCACCGCGCAGAGGGAGCACCGGCCGCCACCGUCGUCGUCGCCGUCGGACGAGGUGUCGCCGCCGGCGCCGCAGUCGGAGGCGCCGCCGCCCUACAACAUCGCGGUGCUGAUGCCCGCGCGCGGCUCCCCGCCGCCGCCCGCCUACAGCGCGCUCAGCUAGCUGCCGCCCGCCCAGCCGGAGUUCAUCAUAUAGGCGGCAGGUCACUGCAGCGAUUACUGGCAUUCAAUUUAGCGUAUUUAAAAAAAAAGAAUUCUUUUUUU
This is a messenger RNA of Amyelois transitella, 1479 nucleotides long. RefSeq lists its product as uncharacterized. Bases 605 to 1378 code for a protein of 257 amino acids. The record is from RefSeq and is a predicted model, not a curated record. NCBI's taxonomy places the organism in Eukaryota, Metazoa, Arthropoda, Insecta, Lepidoptera, Pyralidae. The transcript is spliced from 6 exons.